AUGGGUCGUCGCCGCCACGGGGGGCGUGCGAUCGGCCCGAGGUUAUCUAGAGUCACCAAAGCCGCCGGCGCCCGCCCCCCGGCCGGGGCCGGAGGGAGGCUGACCGGCGGCGCGGCCCGCAACCUCGGCGGCCCGGGAGCGGGGCCACGGGCACCGGCAGGUCGCUCCGGAGGCCGGCCGGCGCGUGCCCGCUCGCCCGCGCUCACACGGACGGGGGGCGGCGGCGGGGGCUCGGGCCGAGGCCCGGCCACCCCUCACCUCCCCGCCCGCCCGACGGGAGCGGGGCGUCGCGGGCACGGCGGCCGGUCCGCGACGGCCGGCCGGGGUCCCGACGACCCGCGCUCGGGCGAGCGCGCCGGGGCGGGGCGCGGCGCGGCGCGGCAGGGGGACGGACGGCGGUCCCCCCAACCUCGCCCAACACGCAACGACGCCGGCGGACGGGCGGCGGCGGCGGACCACGGAGCGGUGCCGCGGCAGGCCCGGGAAGCGAAACACACCGGGACGCGGCCCGGGGGUCGGCAGACGCGACGGACGGGAGACAGGGCCGACGAGGCGCGGCUGGCUCGGCCGCCGCCGCGGAGGCGCGGCGACGACCUCGCGGAAGACGUGGCGGGCGGGGGCGGACGCGCGCCGACGCGAGGGAGGCCCGGGGGCCAUCUUAAGGGCACGGACGCGAGUCGGCCGCCGGGGCACGACACGGGGUCUCACCGCCAGAGGCCUCCAGCGCAGGGGCGGUCCCGCGGCACCCAGGACGCCGACUGGCCUCCUCGGCCCCCCAACCAGGGUGCCCCCCCUCGCGGGGCUCGCGCCCACCACCGCCAAACACCCACGAGCCGCGGCCAGCCCCGCGACAACAACACUCUCCCGCGCGCACACCGGCCGCCCCACGUGCCCCGCCACACGCCUCCGCCGCCGCGCCCGACUCCCCCGCCUCAGGGACCGCCCCGGCCCAACACGAUCGCACCCACGCCCGUGUGCGACUCCCCACACACACGCAAGUGGGGGCGGCGGCACACGCGGCGUCGGCCCGGCCACGAAGUCAGUCCCCCCCACGGCACACCGUGGGAGGACGAUGGCGACGAGGUGGCAGGCCCCCGUCCCCCACCGAGGGAGAGAAACAGAGGCAAGACCCCGCGCCCUUUACCGUCUCGACCCCCCCGAGAGAGCCACUCACGGGACACACCACCGCGGCGGAGACCCCGAGGAGCACGCUGGGAAAAGGGAACGACACCACCGCUCGGCCUCGCGCACCUGAGGGACGACCUGGAGCGCUCCAGGGGCACCACAGAGGACCGAGCAAGUCACGCUCACGCGCCGGCAGCGGGCGCGCGGCGCAGCGGCGGGACGGCCCCCACCGACGCGGGGAGGACCGCCCGCGAGGCACACGCCAAGGAGGCGAAGCGAGAGCGUCUGCUGCGUCCGAGGACCACGGCCCCGCCCACGCCGAGAGCGCGACAUCACCACAUCGAUCAGUCAAUCCAGAGAGCCGGGGGCCACGAGGGCCCCGAGGGAGGAGGGGCACGGCGGCACGGCGAGGACCCUCACCGGAGGAGCCUGCUUCAGCCUCAGCCGGCACCCAGCCCCCCCCUUCUCUCUCUCUUGCCUUCUCGGGCAACAGUGGCCGACGACCCCGCGAGGAGAACGCCUGACACGUGGCACGGAGCCUGCGGGUUGGGGUCGUCUCAGCCACCACCGGGUGCCUGCGGCGGGGAAGGGGAGUCACACGGGGUAGAAGACCCACGCACCACCUCGCCCCGCCGCCCUCGGGUGAGCCAGAGACCGGAGGCGGCACCGCGGGUCGGGUCAGCCGGGCGCACACACGAGAGCCGGCGCGCAGGCCCAAGCGGGCGGCUCAAGUGGCAAGGGCCGGUUCGGGCGCCGGACGGCGGUCCAAAGCCCAGCGCCCUGCGCGCGUCCAGAGUCCCAGAACCCCCAGCGAGAGAUGCCAGAGGAGACCGUGUCAGCACCUAUCUGGUGGUAAAAAAGGCCCAUUUCAGGCGAAAAAAAUCACGGCGCCCGGCAGCGGGGCCCAUCCACGAACCUCGGGGGGGCUCCCCGGGACCUCGGCCCGGCUACCUCUCCCCAACACUUCCCCAUCCACAGCAGCCCCGGAGCUCUCUCGGGGCCAUCUGGUCGACCCGAGCAGCGGGGGCGGCAGAGUGGAGCGGGGCGGGGCGGGAAAACGUGGCAGAGGCAGCGAGCGGGCCGGGGUCACCCUCCCCGGAUCGCCCGCGCGAGCAGUACGACUCGGGCCGGUCCCCACCGCCACCCCCACCCCGGCCGGGACUCGCGGUGGAGGAGGGGGCGGGGGAGGGUGAGAAAAAGUCGCGUCCGCCGACCGGGACCCACGUGGGCCCGCUAAAGGGCCGGGCCUGCACGCCCAAUCUCAAGCGACAGCAGGAGGCGCCCACGCCUGGGCGCCACCGGGACAGUCACCGCCAGCGUCGCCCGGCUCCCGGAACUCUGCCUCGGGCCCGGCGGCCGAGUCACAGCCCUCACGAAGGUCGCCGAAGCUCCAGAGACAAGGGACAAUAUAAAAGCGGCCGCCAGGUGGCUCCCGACAACGGCUCCAACGUCCCCGGGCCGGGUUCCCUGUCGCCGGCCGGCCACCGAGGAUGCAGCAGCGCCGGGCCGCCCAAACGCCCGAGCUCAGCCCGCCGGGGCGAGCCGGCGGGCGUCUGGCGCGGCCCCGAGGCGUCCGUCUCGGAGCUAGCUCCCGGGACGGCACGACACGGCGCGACCCCGGCAGCAGACGGGGGGGGGGGGGGGGGGGCCGGGGAAGCUGGGAAGACGUCGCCGGGAGGCCGCCUCGAAGGAAACGCGCUCCCCACGCGACUCCUCGGCGGGGGCAAAUCCCACGGAGACGCCGGCGGGGCCCGGGGCGGCCGGCACGGG
Globicephala melas (long-finned pilot whale) is the source of this 2895-nucleotide messenger RNA. Lineage: Eukaryota; Metazoa; Chordata; Mammalia; Artiodactyla; Delphinidae. The record is from RefSeq and is a predicted model, not a curated record.